This is a messenger RNA of Salvia hispanica, 3820 nucleotides long. RefSeq names its product nuclear RNA polymerase C2 (gene NRPC2). Gene Ontology annotation, biological process: DNA-templated transcription. NCBI's taxonomy places the organism in Eukaryota, Viridiplantae, Streptophyta, Magnoliopsida, Lamiales, Lamiaceae. Gene Ontology annotation, molecular function: DNA binding; ribonucleoside binding; DNA-directed RNA polymerase activity. The record is from RefSeq and is a predicted model, not a curated record.
UAAAAGCCCAAACUGAUGAAAGCCACGCCUCCAUAUACCUCUUCUCUCCCCUUUCCCGGCGAAACCCUCCCCUCCCUCUCCUACUCUCUCACCUCCGCCGCCGCCCUCUACACACGUCAGCUCGUCCAGCAGUGAAGAUUUCCACAAUUGGAGGCGAUUUCAAGCUUCAAAUUCAAGCGUAGAUUCACCCUGAGAAGUACAAGAUGGUAGUGAGAGAAGACGAUGCUGAUUUGUUCAAUGGUUUACAUGAGAAAGGACUGAAUAUCGACAAACAAGCUCUUGCUGCCCCGGUGAAGAAGGCCGUGGACAAGUUCAAAUUAGUCCCCGAGUUUUUGAAGGUGAGAGGUCUCGUCAAACAACAUUUGGAUUCCUUUAAUUUCUUUGCACGGAUUGGGAUAAAGAAGAUUGUUCAAGCCAAUAAUCUCAUCACCCAUAGCCGAGACCAAAAUAUUUUUUUGAGAUACAAAGAAGUAAGAGUUGGUGAACCAUCACUGAUGAGUGACUCUGUCACUGAUAACCUUACCCCCCAGAAGUGUCGUCUGUACGACAUCACCUAUGCAGCUCCAAUAUACGUGAACAUAGAGUAUUCGAAUGGUGCAAAUGAAAGGGUUCAAUCGAAGAAUAAUGUCAUUAUUGGGAGAUUGCCUAUCAUGCUAAAAAGUUCCUGUUGUGUAUUGUAUGAGAGGGAUGAAGAAGAACUUGCCAGAUAUGGUGAAUGCCCACUUGAUCCUGGAGGAUAUUUCAUAGUUAAAGGGACAGAGAAGGUGAUUUUGAUGCAAGAACAACUUUCAAAGAACAGAAUAAUCAUUGAUACUGAUCAAAAAGGAUGUGUGCAAGCAUCUGUUACAAGCAGUUCGGAGACCAGAAAAAGUAAGACUGUCAUAAGGAUUGAGAAAGAGAAGAUAUAUCUUCACCUGAAUGGGUUUACAAGCAAGGUUCCCAUUAUGAUAGUCCUGAAAGCUAUGGGUAUGGAAAGUGAUCAGGAGGUUGUCCAGAUGAUUGGAAGAGACCCUCGAUACAGUGAAUUGCUAUUGCCUUCGAUCGAGGAUAGUGUGAAGGAAGGUGUACAUACACAAUCUCAGGCCCUGGAAUUUCUUGACCGAAAGGUUCAGAAGUCCCAAUUUUAUACACCAAUAGUGAAGGAAGGGCGUGCUCUAAAAAUUCUUCAGGAAACAUUUCUUGCCAAUGUUCCUGUGCAUGAAAACAAUUUACGUCCAAAAUGCAUAUAUGUUGCUGUAAUGCUGAGACGCAUGAUUGAAGCAAUAUUAAACAAGGAUACAUUGGAUGAUAAGGAUUAUGUGGGCAAUAAAAGAGUGGAGCUAUCUGGCCAAUUGCUAGCACUACUUUUUGAGGACUUAUUCAAGACAAUGAAUGAAAUGGCCCAACAAAAGAUUGAAGCCCUCCUAAAUAAGACAGCGCGUACUUCUCGGUUUGACAUUUCCCAGCAUAUAAGGAAUGACUGCAUUACUAAUGGUUUAGAAAGAGCUCUCUCUACCGGAAAUUGGGAUAUCAAAAGAUUCAGGAUGAACAGGAAAGGCAUGUCACAGGUUUUAGGUAGACUCUCAUACAUAGGAACUGUAGGGCACAUGACAAGGAUCGCUCCACAGUUUGAAAAAUCUAGAAAAGUCAGCGGCCCUAGAGCUUUACAGCCUAGUCAGUGGGGAAUGUUGUGCCCUUGUGAUACUCCAGAAGGUGAAUCUUGUGGGUUGGUGAAAAAUCUGGCACUGAUGGCGCAUGUUACAACUGAUGAAGAUGAGCGCCCUCUCAUUGCUCUGUGCUACGCUCUUGGGGUGGAAGAUUUGGAAUUGCUCUCUGCCGAAGAACUUCACAUGCCAGAUUCGUAUUUAGUUAUGUUCAAUGGACUUAUUCUUGGCAAGCACAAAAUGCCACAAACAUUCGCCAAUUCAAUGAGAAAACUGCGAAGGGCUGGGAAAAUUGGCGAGUUUGUAAGCAUUUUCGUUAAUGAAAAACAGCGCUGUGUUUACCUUGCUUCCGAUGGUAGUCGUGUUUGUCGUCCACUUGUAAUUGCCGACAAAGGUGUAUCAAGAAUUAAGGAGCACCAUAUGAAAGAGCUGAGGGAUGGAGUCCGCAACUUUCAGAGUUUCCUGAAAGAAGGCUUGAUUGAAUACCUUGAUGUAAAUGAGGAGAACAAUGCUUUGAUCGCCUUAUAUGAAGAGAAUGCUAGAGAAGAAACGACCCAUAUUGAAAUAGAGCCUUUUACCAUAUUGGGCGUGAUUGCCGGGUUGAUACCUUAUCCUCAUCAUAACCAGUCACCAAGAAAUACAUAUCAGUGUGCUAUGGGGAAACAAGCUAUGGGCAAUAUUGCAUAUAAUCAGUUGUGUAGGUUUGACAGUUUAAUCUACCUCUUAGUUUAUCCACAACGGCCAUUACUAACUACACGAACAAUUGAGCUGGUCUCCUAUGAUAAACUAGGAGCUGGACAGAAUGCUACUGUUGCAGUUAUGAGCUAUAGUGGAUAUGACAUAGAGGAUGCAAUUGUUAUGAAUAAGUCAUCAUUGGAUCGUGGUUUUGGUCGAUGCAUUGUAAUGAAAAAACUGGUAGCAAUUAACCAGAAGUAUGCAAAUGGCACCUCUGAUCGCAUUAUUAGACCCCAAAGAGAUGGACAUGAUGCUGAACAAACACAGAUUUUGGAUGAUGAUGGAUUAGCAUCUCCUGGAGAAAUAAUUCGUCACCGUGAUAUCUAUAUCAACAGGCAGUCCCCCAUAGACACAAAAAGCGGAGGCAGUAUCAGCAACACCGUAAAGCUUAAGGAUAGUCAAUAUAAGUCAAGUAAACAAUAUUACAAAGGUACUGAAGGAGAUACAGCUGUCGUUGAUAGAGUGGCACUCUGCACUGACAAGAAUAGCAACUUAUGUAUCAAAUAUAUGAUUCGUUCUACUCGUAGGCCAGAGGUUGGUGACAAGUUUAGUAGCCGUCAUGGACAAAAAGGAGUUUGUGGCACCAUUGUUCAGCAGGAAGAUUUCCCAUUUUCUGAACGUGGAGUAUGUCCAGAUUUAAUCAUGAAUCCUCAUGGAUUUCCUAGCCGUAUGACUGUUGGGAAGAUGAUAGAACUUCUUGGUAGCAAGGCUGGCGUUUCUUGUGGUAGGUUUCACUAUGGCAGUGCAUUUGGGGAGCCUAGUGGUCACGCAGAUAAAGUUGAGACUAUAAGUGAAACCCUUGUGAAGCAUGGUUUCAGCUACAACGGGAAGGACUUUCUCUACUCAGGCAUCACCGGCGAGCCACUGCAGGCAUAUAUUUUCAUGGGGCCCAUCUACUACCAAAAGUUGAAACACAUGGUCCUUGAUAAAAUGCAUGCUCGAGGUAAUGGGCCACGUGUUAUGAUGACUAGACAACCCACAGAAGGGAGGAGUAAAAAUGGAGGUCUGAGGGUGGGUGAAAUGGAGCGUGAUUGCUUGAUUGCGUAUGGAGCGAGUAUGUUAAUACACGAGCGCUUGAUGCUCUCGAGUGAUCCUUUCGAAGUUCAGGUAUGCCGCAAGUGUGGCUUGAUGGGGUAUUACAACGAGAAGCUCAAAACGGGUAUCUGUUCCAUGUGCAAGAAUGGGGAGAAUAUAUCCACAAUGAAAAUGCCAUAUGCUUGCAAACUUCUAUUCCAGGAGCUACAGUCCAUGAACAUCGUCCCGCGUUUGAAACUAACAGAUGUAUGAACGUGGGCAUCGCAUGCGUCACACUGUACAUAAUAGUUUUGGUGAUAAUAUACCUUGUGUUGGACCUUAGGGGUUUUUUCUUUUCAUAAAUUUUGUGAAAUAGUGAAGGAUUAAAUUAUGUUUCUUUUGUUCAUAUUUUGGGAUUUGAGAUCUUA